AUGGCGUCGUCGGUGCGGGCCGGGCCGCGGCUGCGGCGAGCUGUGCGGGCCGGCGAGUUAGCGGCUCUGCCCGCCGGGCUGAGGGAUGAGUUGGGGGCGGCGCUGGCGGAGGAAGGAGGGCUGGUGCCGUUCAGCCUGCUGCGGAGGCUGCACACCGCGCUGCGGGAGGCAGGAUCUCCGCUGCACCUACACGAGCUGCUGGAAGGAUGCGAGAUCCACCUGCCCGAGGUGCCGGUGCCGCCGCGGAACCCCGAGCUGGUGGCCCGGCUGGAGCGGAUCAAGGCCAAGCUGGCACACGACGAAUACCGGCGGAUGACCCGCAACAUCACCGGCCAGGAGAUGAACGGGCCAUUGGCUGAAUUUGGGAGGCAAGUUCGCUCCGUGAAGGCCGUUGUCAUCACCAUCUUCAACUUCAUUGUCACCGUGGUGGCUGCCUUUGCCUGCACCUACCUGGGCAGCCAGUACGUCUUUGCAGAGACAGCAGCGGUGAGCGAGCCCAGCCCCUGGCAGCCCCCCUGUGCUGGCCAGGCCGGACACUCAGGGUCACCUCUCUCUCUUUUGUGUCCCCAGCGUGUCCUGUCUGCUGUCAUUGUGGCUUCGGUGGUGGGCUUGGCCGAGCUGUACGUGAUGGAGCUGCUAAUUUGGGACAAAUCUUGUCCUAUCUGUACCUGUUCCUGCUGUGGGAACACUGCUACACUCCUCAGGCUCAUCCUUUGCUUCCCGCUCCUGAAAUGAAUCAUGGGUUGGAAAUCCCAGAGCUGCAGAACAGGAGAGGGAAUGGCUGUGGACUCUGACCACCCCAGCAGGGAGAGAGGCAUCAGCUCCUGCCAUCCCUGUUCUCCUGGGAAGUUCCUGGUCUUUUAUUCUGGAAAUAAAUGACACUGUGUGUUCAUAAC
Molecule: messenger RNA, 896 nt
Organism: Sturnus vulgaris (Common starling)
Lineage: Eukaryota; Metazoa; Chordata; Aves; Passeriformes; Sturnidae
Source: RefSeq, a predicted model, not a curated record